Molecule: messenger RNA, 3162 nt
Organism: Mercurialis annua (annual mercury)
Lineage: Eukaryota; Viridiplantae; Streptophyta; Magnoliopsida; Malpighiales; Euphorbiaceae
Product: pentatricopeptide repeat-containing protein At4g38010-like
Exons: 3
Coding region: 53-2506 (817 amino acids)
Biological process (GO): RNA modification
Molecular function (GO): RNA binding; protein binding
Source: RefSeq, a predicted model, not a curated record
UUAUUACCGUUAUGCAUUUGAAACCACCGCCAAAAUCAAACAAUGCGUAUACAUGAAGAGAUUAACAAAAUUAACCCAAACUCACUUCUCUCAACUCAAAACCUUAAUCUCUCAAAAUUCUUACCCACAAGCUCUCAAAUCGUCACUCACUCUCACUUCUCCAUUCAAUCCUCUCCUCACCGAUCAAAUUUACUCUAAUUUCAUCAAAUCAGGCAAUUCACUCGACCCUUACCUCUCAUCAUCCCUAAUAUCACACUAUUCAAAAAUUAACAAACUCUCUGAAGCUUUCGAGUUCUUUUUAGAUACCAAAGGCCCAGAUAUCAUAACCUACAAUGCACUCAUUUCUGGGUUUGCUAAGUUUAGUUAUUCCAGUGAUGUUGUUUUUGAGCUUUUUAAUGAAUUAAGGCGUGCGGGUUUGGUUCCUGAUGUGUUUACUUUGAGUUCUUUGGUUAAAGGGUGUGGGGAUUCGAGAGAGAAUGAGGCUGUGCAUGGGGUUGGUGUGAGGCUAGGGUUUGAGUGUAGUGGUUAUGUUGUGAGUGGGUUGAUUGAGAAUUAUGCUAAAAAUGGGGAUGUGGGUUCAUCUGAGAGAUGUUUUAGUGAGUGUUUUGAUGUUGAUAAUGUUGUUUACACUGCUAUGAUUAGUGGGUAUGUGGGGAAUUGUGAGUUUGAUAAGGGGAAGAAGGUUUUUGGGGAAAUGAGAGGUUUAGGUUUAGAGUUUAAUGAGUUUAGCUUAACUGGGGUGAUGGGCGGUCUCUUUGAUGUCGGAGAAGGGGGGCAGAUUCAUGGGUUUGGUUUGAAAAUGGGGUUAUUGUACAGUAGUUCAAUGCAUUUGAGUAAUGCUGUUUUGAGUAUGUAUUUGAGGUGCGGGAGUAACAUUGAUGCUGUUAAAGUGUUUGAUGAAAUUCCUCAUCCAGAUCUAGUGUCUUGGACUGAGAGGAUUGCAGCUUCUUUUGAUGGUAAUGAAGCACUGGAGUGUUUUAGGAUUCUUCUUUCUUUAAAUUUAGGCGUUAAUGAGUACACUUUGAUCAAUGUCUUGUCAGCUAUUGGAGGAGAUAAGUUUUUGAUUGCAGGGAAGCAAAUUUAUGCUCUUUGUCACAAGGCGGGGUAUUUUCAAGCGGUCUCUGUUGGCAAUGCAUUGGUGUCUAUGUUCGGGAGGUGUGGUCAACUGCGAGAUGCUAGACAAGUUUUCAGUAAUAUGAUUUAUCGGGAUUCUGUUUCUUGGAAUUCUUUGAUUGCUGCAUGUUCUGAAAAUGGAUUUGUUACUGAGGCUCUACAGGUGUACUCUCAUAUGCGUGACCUUUCACUACAGCCUACCAUUUAUACUCUGUCUAGCAUUCUUGAAAUAGUUUCGAACUUUUAUUGUAUAGAAAAGGCAAUGCAAAUCCAUUCACUUGUGAUUAAAAGUGGAUUCAUGUGGGUUGAUUGCUUAGUUUCUAGCUUGAUAAUAACGUACGGGAGAUGCAAUGGUAUGGAUGCAUCAAAGAGGAUAUUUUAUGAGAUUAAUGAGAUAAAUUUGGUGCAUUUGAAUGCAAUGAUGACAGCCUUCGUCCAUGGUGAAUGUCAUCUUGAGGCUUUACAUUUGUUCCAAACCAUAUGGAGUUCAAGCCUUGAAGUGGACGGAAAGACUUUCAGCACCGUCCUUAAAGCUUGUUGUGCCAUGACAGAUAUGGAACAGGGGGCAGCAAUCCAUUCCCUAUCUCUAAAAUAUGGAUUGGAUCAGGACAGCUUUAUCGAAAGUGCUUUAGUUGACAUCUACUGUAAGUGUGGAAAUCUUGUAGAUGCUGAAGAAGCAUUUUUUAGUGCAUCUACCGGUAAUUUAGCGGCCUGGAAUGCCAUGAUUAUGGGAUAUGCGCAACAUGGUUGCUGCCAAGAUGUUUUCAGGAUUUUCGAUGAGAUGUGUAAAUUGGGAGUUCAACCCGAUAAAAUAACUUACCUUGGUCUUCUUACUUCAUGCUGCCAUGUUGGUCUGGUGGAUCAAGCACUUUAUUACUUCCAAUCUAUGCUUGAACUUCAUGGAGUAAUUCCAAGUUUAGAACAUUAUGCUUGCAUGGUUGAUCUGUUUGGUCGACUAGGACUCGUAGAAGAUGCCAAGGAGAUGAUAGAUCAUAUGCCAGUUCAACCUGAUGCUCAUAUAUGGCAAAUUUUACUAUCAGCCUGCAACAUCCAUAAGCACGUUGAACUGGGGAGAGUUGCAGCCAAUAAACUUCUUGAGCUACAGCCUGAAAAUGAAUCGGCUUAUGUACUUUUGUCGAAUCUAUAUGCUUCUAAUGGAAUGUGGGGUGCUGUUGGAAGACUGAGAAAAGAAAUGAAGCAAAAAAUAUCAAACAAAGGUCCUGGUUCUAGUUGGAUUCAAGUAGAGGGAACAACCCUUACAUUUUUUGCUGAUGAUAUCUCGCAUUCUCAAAAUGAAGAAUUAUAUCUAGAGUUAAUAAGGCUGUAUGGGCAAAUGUUAACUUUGUCAAAGCCAAAGCAAGAUGAAGGUUUUCAGUACAUCUAUGCAUUAUGAAACUUUCCUAAAAUUAUUGACACGAAAGAGCGGCUCUUGGCUUUCUUAGAUUAACAGUCCUCAAACGCAGAUACCUUUGGCAAAUCAGCCUCGGGAAUGACGGCGAUGUGAAGAGGCUCUGGAUAGAACAGAUACAAUGGAGUGAAAAACUUUUGCUGCUAUCUUUGACUUUAUCUGUCCUCUCUUUGGAAGUGGCUUCGUGGCUCUGAUCACUUUUCUAAAUGCAGCAGCUGGAACAUUACUAACUCUGUUGUUCAUGAUGCUAGAAAAGAUUCACAUUUUUAUACUAUAUAUCUUCCCAUGUUUUCAUGGAGAUCUUGGUACUGUCAAAUUGCCACAUUGCAGCCAACAGGUCAGACCGGACUGCUAUGUUGUGUUUUAAAUCUUUAUACUGUCAAGUUGAUGAUUCUGAUCACAUGCUCACAUUGCAUUCUCAGUUGCUAAUCUCGGAUAUUAUGACCAAUACAUUACAAAAUUUAUUCAAAAUAUUUUUAUUUAAUGUUCAUGAAAUAUUUUGAUUUUUCAGUUAACUUUGUAAGAAAAUAAUUUUUUUAGUGUUCGAUUUUGAUUAAGUGUCAUGUAAAAGUCUCUCUCUCAAACAUGUGCAGCCGCAUCAGGGGCUUAUUAUUAUUAUAUAACCUACAAUUAUUGUUUAA